GCGAAUAUCACCGGCCCCUUCGCCGAGAUCACCAUCGGAGCGGGAACAUCUGCCGUUGUCUUCAACCUUCCGAAAGGCCUGCUCUGCAAAUCAUCCACGUACUUCAGGGCCGCACUGAACAAUGGCUUCUCCGAGACUACAUCGCAGCGAAUCGUGCUCGAUGACGAUGAUCCCGAGAUUUUCAGAACUUACGCCGUUUGGUUGGUUCAAGAGGAACUAAAACGCGAAUACCUCACUGGAAUCUUCGGGGUCGAACGCCACUUGUCUCAUCUAUACAUCUUCGCGGACAAANGAGGCAUUGUGAACCUCGCGAACGAUGUUGUUACCAUGAUGGUUUCUUACUGGACAUGCGAACUUAUCGAUAUGAGCGUCACUCAAGAUUGUCUCCCUUUGAUCUCAUCACAAUGCACUCUUUACCGACUUACACUGGAUAACCUGAUUCUGGAAUCUAGGUAUACUACAUGGGAUGAAGGGCGGUGGAAAAGUNUUGGUAGUCAUCCUCAAGACGUGAUGCUGGAACUGUUCCACAAGGAACGUUACUUUCCUGAUUCCUUCAAGCAUCCGGAAGAGUGCCUCAAAUCAGUCUGUCAUUAUCACGAGCAUAACGGUGAUCUGAUUGAACAAGCGGAUUGUGCUUACAGAUUGAAAAAAGGCUGCAAUAUGUGGGAGGACUACACACACGAUCACCUCGAACAGGUCGAAUGGAGAUGUUGCCUUUUACCUACUUUACUCACUAUUCAAGAUGUGGCAUACAGAAUCGCUCUUUACGUGUUAAAUGCCCUCACCGGCCCCAAUGCUCAGAUCAUUGUUGGCUGUGGCAACCACAUUCAAGAAUUCAGUAUUCACAAGAAGCUCCUCUGCGACUCGUCUACCUACUUCAAAGCGGCUCUUACCAACGGAUUCGCCGAGACACACAACCAGAAAAUCACUCUGGACGAUGAGAGCCCUGCGGUCUUCCGCACGUACGCUCUAUGGCUUUACNGAAAGAGGCUGAACAGAGUUACAAUGCCUUCUGGUGAUCAAGAGGCUGAAGGACAUAUGCUCGAGCUCUAUGCCUUUGCCGACAAACGUGGCAUCCCCGAUCUAGCAAACGACACUAUCACGAUGCUAGCUUCACGAUGGGCGUUCGAACCUGUGGAUUUGGACAACAUAGGGUGGCUGUUCGCAUUCAUCUCGCGCAGCAGCAAACUCUAUCAACUUAUAGUGGACAAAUUGGUUCUGGAGCUCCGGAACGAUAGCGAAGAACUCGAAUCUCGGCUCAUUAAUGGAGAUCUGCCGAGCAUAGCUUUGGUCGACCUUCUCCUCAGAAGCCAUUCCCUUACGGAAGACUUUAACGAGUCCCAAGAAUGCUUUGAGUCCGUCUGUCACUAUCACCUUCAUGGCCAGCAGGGCGGUAUGCGCGAGGAAGAUUGCAUUCGCCGCAUCGAGGAUGGAAUCAAUGUCUGGGAUGACGAUAUUGACCGCGAGCAGCGAGAAUGGGGUUGGGAC
Molecule: messenger RNA, 1488 nt
Organism: Aureobasidium musti
Lineage: Eukaryota; Fungi; Ascomycota; Dothideomycetes; Dothideales; Saccotheciaceae
Source: the annotation of a GenBank genome assembly